CAAACCGGAAGUCUUCAUAACUGUCCACCUCAGGAGAGUCUCUGAGAGCUGAUAGAUCGAUCCCUGCUGCUCCGCGUUUAGAGACUAAUUCACCUUAAAACUGAGUUUUUAGAUUUAUUAAUGAUCUCAUAUUCAAAGGAGGGUUAGGGUUAGCUUCAUAAUUAGCCGCGUCAUUGUUGCUAACCUUGUAUAAAUCAGAGUGUUGUCUGUUUGAGCAGCUAAUGCUAACAGAUGAGCUCCUCUGAGGCUCUCUCACUGAUUCUUGUUUAUUUUAAAGAUUAAUAUUCUGAUUUAUUGUUUCUUUAAAUGGAUGAGCACAAGGAGAACAUUCAGACUGAGGACGUCAAUGUGAAGAUGUCUAACACCCGAGAGGAGGAAGAGACGAAGCCGUGCGACAGGAUCUGCCCUGAAGAUCCUGAUCCUCAGGUGUCCCCGUCUCAGUCCAACAGCGACUUCAGUCAUCCCGUGUACAAAGAGAUCGCCCUCGCUAACGGACACAUCAACCGCAUGUCCAAGGACGAGCUGAGGAAGAAGUUAGCAGACCUGCGGCUGGACACGAGAGGCGUGAAGGAUGUGAUGAAGAAGAGGCUGAAGAGUCACUACAAGAAGCAGAAGCUGCUGCAGUCCGCCGCAGAGGGAGGACCCACCGACACGUACUACGACUACAUCUGUGUGGUGGACUUCGAGGCCACGUGUGAGGAGGAGAAUCCUGCAGACUUCCACCACGAGAUCAUCGAGUUCCCCCUCGUGCUCAUCAACACACACACGCUGGAGAUAGUGGACUCCUUUCAGGAAUACGUCCGACCAGAGCUGAACCCUAAGCUCUCAGACUUCUGUGUGAAGCUGACCGGGAUAACUCAGAAAAUGGUGGAUGAAGCGGACACGUUUCCAGACGUCCUGACCCGGGUGGUGGAGUGGCUUCGGGAGAGAGAACUCGGGACAAAGUACAAAUACGCCAUCCUCACUGACGGAGCCUGGGACAUGAGCAAGUUCCUCAACAUCCAGUGUCGGCUCAGCGGCAUCAGAUAUCCUCAGUUUGCCAAGAAGUGGAUAAACAUCAGGAAGUUAUACGGAAACUUCUACAAGGUCCCUCGCUCACAGACGAAGCUGAGCACCAUGUUGGAGAAGCUCGGUCUGAAGUACGAAGGCCGCCCUCACUCCGGCCUCGACGACUCACGCAACAUCGCCAGGAUAGCUCUCCGCAUGCUGCAGGACGGCUGCCAGCUGCGCGUCAACGAACGCAUCCACGCCGGCCAGCUGAUCCCCGUCCCAAGCUCCGCCCCCGUCGAGGGAGCUCCGCCUCCACACGGCCCCCACAGCAGGACCUAACGACACGAACUGAAGCUCCCGCGUACAGAGAAACCAAACAUCUGUCUCCUCUCUGACCUCUCAGGAGUUCAGGAGAGAAGUUUAGUGUGAUGAAUUUAAAACUCUUGUUGGUGAAUGGUGGACUAAAAGGGUCGAUGUUUGGAUUUAAGAUUCAUAGGUGAUAUAUUUUUACACCAGAUGUCUAAAAACAGAGAUCAUUCUUCUUCUUGUGUUUCGGGAGGUCUUCUCCCUCAACAGCUUCAGUGCAAACCUCCCUCACCCUGCCUUAUCAAGCUGCUAUCAUCCAAACAUGUAGCCUAAGUUCAUUCGUCACAGGACGCUGUCAAUACGUUGAUUUUGUUUCAGGUCGUGUUUCCUGAAACCUUUAAAUGUCCUUCUGUAGGCUUCGUCCCAUCAUAAAGACCUGCUGCUAAAGUCAGCGUGCUCUUUAAAUCUCCUCAUUAUUAAACAUUUGAGCUGCUCCAUCUGAGACACGACACCGUCUCUAAGUUUCAGAGACUAGAAGUGAAGAGUUUCUGUGAUGGAUGGAAUGUUUUACAGGAACACGCUCGGAACGCCAAAUGAUGCAAAUAAAACCUGUUUCUUCUUCUUGUAA
Messenger RNA from Notolabrus celidotus (New Zealand spotty), 1924 nucleotides. RefSeq names its product exoribonuclease 1 (gene eri1). Gene Ontology annotation, molecular function: nucleic acid binding; 3'-5'-RNA exonuclease activity. The record is from RefSeq and is a predicted model, not a curated record. Lineage: Eukaryota; Metazoa; Chordata; Actinopteri; Labriformes; Labridae. The transcript has 7 exons. Bases 307 to 1329 code for a protein of 340 amino acids. Gene Ontology annotation, cellular component: nucleolus; cytoplasm. Gene Ontology annotation, biological process: exonucleolytic trimming to generate mature 3'-end of 5.8S rRNA from tricistronic rRNA transcript (SSU-rRNA, 5.8S rRNA, LSU-rRNA).